Messenger RNA from Tympanuchus pallidicinctus (lesser prairie-chicken), 1510 nucleotides. RefSeq names its product dopamine receptor D1 (gene DRD1). Gene Ontology annotation, biological process: G protein-coupled dopamine receptor signaling pathway; adenylate cyclase-activating adrenergic receptor signaling pathway; vasodilation. The transcript has a single exon. Gene Ontology annotation, molecular function: dopamine neurotransmitter receptor activity, coupled via Gs; G protein-coupled receptor activity. The coding region runs from base 152 to 1507 and encodes 451 amino acids. NCBI's taxonomy places the organism in Eukaryota, Metazoa, Chordata, Aves, Galliformes, Phasianidae. The record is from RefSeq and is a predicted model, not a curated record. Gene Ontology annotation, cellular component: plasma membrane.
GGAGAUUCAGAGUGGAUGAAGUCCAUCUGGGCUUGAGGGGACCAUAACCAAGAGCCUUUGGUCUGUUCGGACAUCUCGUGUCUGCUAUCUGUAAGGAAAGGAGCUGAUGUCGUCAUGAAAAUCAUGAUGUGAUUUUCCCUCAGGAGAAACUAUGACUUGGAACGACACCACUAUGGAUGGGGAAGGGUUGCUUGUGGAAAGGGACUCUUCCUUUCGGAUCCUCACGGGCUGCUUCCUCUCGUUGCUGAUCCUCUCCACGCUGCUGGGAAACACGCUGGUCUGCGCAGCUGUCAUUAGGUUUCGCCACCUCAGGUCCAAAGUGACCAACUUCUUUGUCAUCUCCUUGGCCGUGUCAGACCUCUUGGUGGCGGUUUUGGUCAUGCCUUGGAAAGCUGUGUCAGAGAUCGCUGGUUUCUGGCCUUUUGGUUCAUUUUGCAACAUCUGGGUGGCCUUUGAUAUUAUGUGCUCAACAGCCUCCAUCUUAAAUCUCUGUGUCAUUAGUGUGGACAGAUACUGGGCCAUCUCCAGCCCAUUCAGGUAUGAGAGGAAAAUGACCCCCAAGGCAGCCUUCAUCAUGAUCAGUGUGGCGUGGACUUUGUCUGUGUUGAUUUCCUUCAUCCCUGUGCAGCUCAACUGGCACAAGGCUACAACCACGAGCUUUUUGGACCUGAAUGCCAGUUUAGAAGGUAUAAGCAUGGACAACUGUGAUUCUAGCCUAAACAGGAUGUAUGCCAUCUCCUCUUCUCUAAUUAGCUUCUAUAUACCUGUGGCCAUCAUGAUAGUAACCUACACAAGGAUAUACCGGAUUGCUCAGAAGCAAAUACGACGAAUUUCAGCUUUGGAGAGAGCAGCAGUGCAUGCCAAGAACUGCCAGAACACAAGUGGCAACAGGAGCAGCAUGGACUGUCAGCAACCUGAGAGCAACUUCAAAAUGUCCUUCAAGAGGGAAACAAAGGUUCUAAAGACUUUGUCGGUGAUCAUGGGGGUGUUUGUGUGCUGCUGGUUGCCAUUUUUCGUGCUGAACUGCAUGAUUCCCUUCUGUGAGCCCACCCAACCGUCCAAGGGAGCAGAAGCUUUCUGCAUUAACUCCACCACCUUCGACGUUUUUAUUUGGUUUGGAUGGGCUAAUUCUUCCCUAAACCCCAUCAUUUAUGCCUUCAACGCUGAUUUCCGCAAGGCAUUUUCCACCCUGCUAGGAUGCUACAGGCUCUGCCCGAUGUCCGGCAAUGCUAUAGAGACUGUUAGCAUUAACAACAACGGAGCAGUUGUUUUCUCAAGCCAACAUGAGCCCAAAGGCUCCAGCCCCAAAGAGUCGAAUCUGGUUUAUCUGAUCCCACAUGCAAUCAUCUGUCCGGAAGAAGAACCUCUAAAAAAGGAAGAAGAAGGUGAACUAUCUAAGACCUUGGACAAAAUGUCUCCAGCACUGUCGGGUAUUUUGGAUUAUGAAGCUGAUGUUUCUUUGGAAAAGAUCAAUCCCAUUACACAAAAUGGGCAGCAUAAAACCUGAACA